This is a messenger RNA of Parnassius apollo (apollo), 2262 nucleotides long. The record is from the annotation of a GenBank genome assembly. Lineage: Eukaryota; Metazoa; Arthropoda; Insecta; Lepidoptera; Papilionidae.
AUGACACAAAAUGGAUACGGACCCUCGCAUGUCACUGGACAUAUUGGCAGAAUCCCUAACUUCGGCAAAACACAAGUCAAUCCUAUGGGUAGUGUCGAACCACCAGCAUGCAUUCAAAAUGCAAUGAUGACCAAGGAUAAGAAGCCUUUUACUUACACGCCUGGUGGUCUGGAUUUGUCUCAGAUACGCACUCCUAGUAUGGCUAGGAGGCUAGCAAAACAGCGUUCAUUAGAGGAUCAAGAAAAAGCUUACGCACAGCAGCAACAUAGUUUAAAUAAUGGUGGCAACUACAAUACACAAGGGGGUCCGGCACCUCCAGCUCCACCACCUCCUAAGAUGCCUUUACCACCACCACCACCUCCAUUGAUAAUAGAAGCACCAAAUGCAAAACCUACAAAACCAGUACCUUUAGGAGAAAGGCCUGAAAUAGUUAUCCCAGAAAAUCCUAUAGGUAUGCUACGAAAAACAAAUAGUCCAUACCAUUGGGAAGCUGAAAAAGCGGAAAUGCAACGAAUGGGACCAGUUCCUAAAUUUGUAGAAAAAGUUCCGAGUCCUUUAACAGUAAAGCUACCACAGCAGCAGAUCCAUCAAACUUAUUCAUCACCAGAUCAAAAUAAUCUACAAAGGCGGAAUUUCUCAUACAAUAACCAGAAUAAUCAAGCACCUGAAAGUCCAAUUUAUCGCCCUGAGGCUCAAUAUGGCCAUCCAAAAUCAAAUUCUACAACUGUCAAUGGGUCUCCACAAACUCGGGAAAUGCUCGUAAGACAGGACUCACAAUUCAACAAAAGCCCUCAGCCGUUUACAGGGCAAUCACCUCUUAGUAAUGGAUCACCAUAUUCACCAACACCUAAUAAUAAUUGGAGACAACCCGAAAAGAGAGAAUCCCCUGCUACCAAAACGAACAGUCCCCUAACUCCGCAAAAUAAUCGUGGACCGUUUUCACCAAACACUCAACAAGGUUCACCAAAUUAUUCUAAUCAAUCGCCACCUAUUUACCAUACUUUACCCAGAGUUGGUCAAAGAAAUCUAGACUCUGUUAAUAAUAAUAUGCAACAGCAACAAGCACAGCAGAGUCCAAAUACUGAACAGUCAAACUAUCCACCGUGGCGAACGCAAACAUUAAGCAGAAACCCAAGAGGAGCAGAAAGUCAGCAAAUCAUUGUAAAUAAUCAAAAUCCUAAUCAACAACAAGCUUAUAGUCCUCCAUGGAAAUCAAGUGAUUCUAAUAAUAACAGGACUGAAAAUAGCUACAUUGCGCCUUGGAAGCAAGAAAAUAAAGUAAAUUCUCAACAAUCGUACAGUCCAUCAAGGGUAAUGGGUCAAGAUAUUAAUAGUAAUAAUGGAAUAGCUAAAAACUCCAACGUUCCUUGGAGAAAUCAGGACAACUCUCAAAAUAAAACAAUACCUCUAACUACAAAUUCACAAGAGCAGCCCCGAUAUCAGUCCACUAUUUCCAUCCCAAUCCAUGGAAACCAAAGAAAACAAAACUCACAACCAGAAUAUAAUAACCCUUCACAACAAAAAGAAGUUGUAUAUGUUAACCAAGAACCAGUGUUUUACUGCCCUGAAAGCCCUAAAACGAUACCACCGUGGGUAAAGACACAAAAAGAAAAGACUAAGACACCGCCUCCUUCCUGGUGUAACAGACCGUUAGAAGGUAGAAGAAGCACACCGAGGGAAUUAGUUACGCCACCCAGAGAAUCAAAUCAAGAACCUGAGUGGGUAAAAAAGAGCAAUGAAAUGCAAAGAAGUGUAAGAGAAGUUGUAAGUCCACCAAAAUAUCAGCAGACAGCACAGCCAAAUUGGUCAACACGCCCUUCAGAAAAUCGUAAAAGUUUACCUAAAGAUAAUGCAAUGAACACUGAAGGAACUAGGAUAAUUCCUAUUCAAAUGGAAGUAUCAACAUCUGAGACUAAAGACCAAAAUAGACAGAGAGAAAGUCAGCAACCUCAGUUAAGAAUAGUAAUAGACAUGAAACAAAAUUCUGAUGCUCAAUCCCGAAUUUCAGCCAAGACAGUCAUCCCAAAACGCGAAUUAUCCCCAUUCAGAUUGAGAGUACGAAUAGUGGAGCAAACAAAAGCUUCGGUGGGCGGUACUAAAGGAGUUGUUUGCACUGAUCCAAAAAUACACUAUCACAAAAUCAGCCAAGAGGGUCCGCCGAGACAAUCAUCUACAUUUAAAUUAUUGCAGGUUAUAACGGAGACGCAAGAUUGGGAUAAAAUGCAGAGGAAGAUAAAUACACAAGGUUAUACAGACUUUUAG